This is a messenger RNA of Prunus avium (sweet cherry), 698 nucleotides long. RefSeq lists its product as uncharacterized. Lineage: Eukaryota; Viridiplantae; Streptophyta; Magnoliopsida; Rosales; Rosaceae. The record is from RefSeq and is a predicted model, not a curated record.
UCAAAUUCUAAUACUAAAAUGAAGCCAAAACACGAUGGAAAUGAGAAAAGCAUGUUCCACAUGAUUUCCACUUAGACUCAGCGGGUAGUCAAUUAUAUAGUUUAUAUAUACAGCUAACAGACAUAACCCUUUUCUCGGUUCUGGUUUUCUAGCCUUUGCACUAAGCUAGGAUUGAAGUCGAAAAGCAGAGCAAUGAGUUACAAGCCUGUUCCUGGUGAGCCUCCACCCCCACCCCCGCCAGGUUCCUGGCCUCCGCCGCUGCCGCCAUCAGACUACCCUCCUCCACCAGGCCCCCCACCCCCGCCGCCGCCACCAUCAGACUACCCUCCACCACCAGGCCCCCCACCGCCGCCACCUGGCUAUCAGGGUUACUUUUAUCCUCCGCCACCGCCAAACCCAACUCCACCCCCGCCCCCUUCACACCAAGAGGAUGGUGACCCUGACUGCUGUUCAGUCCUCAAAGGCUGUUUGGCUGCAAUUUGUUGCUGCUGGAUAUUGGACGCAUGCUGUAUUUAGGCCAUUAGAUGCAUCUGAUGUUUAUUUAUUUUGCUUUUGAUAGAUUGAUUUGAGAUGUCCUGCAUUAGUGUUGCAGUAUUACUGGAAAAUUGAACCUGUAGAUGCAAAUUAUGAAGACAAGUGCAUGCUUACAUGAUGAAGGGGAAGGCUUUCACGUUUGCAAUUGUAAUCCUAUAUUUUAA